AUGCAGACCACACGCUUCCUAGCGACCAACAUGCUGCGCCAGCAGUCCGCCGGGUCCAUGCUGCAGAAGCGAGCAACCCCCAUGCUCCGAAUGCAACCAACGAGGAGCUUGCGGUUGCAGGCUACGCCGCGCAUGAGGAUGGCUUCUCCUAAAGAAGACCAAGCCGCCCACACCGUCUCACAACGCCUCCGCACCCUCAAGCGCAUCCCGCCCGAACUCAUCCCGCUCGGUGUCGUGUUGGCGGUGGCUUUGAUAGCAGCGGGGUACAGCAUGGGGAAUAAGCUGUUCUCGGACAAGACGCUGCGGUUGUCGAGGACUGGGUCUGGUGGACAUGACAAGUAG
Messenger RNA from Saxophila tyrrhenica, 342 nucleotides. RefSeq lists its product as uncharacterized. The record is from RefSeq and is a predicted model, not a curated record. Bases 1 to 342 code for a protein of 113 amino acids. NCBI's taxonomy places the organism in Eukaryota, Fungi, Ascomycota, Dothideomycetes, Mycosphaerellales, Extremaceae. The transcript is spliced from 3 exons.